This is a messenger RNA of Osmerus eperlanus (European smelt), 1472 nucleotides long. RefSeq names its product inactive pancreatic lipase-related protein 1-like. Gene Ontology annotation, biological process: lipid catabolic process. Gene Ontology annotation, molecular function: protein binding; triacylglycerol lipase activity. The record is from RefSeq and is a predicted model, not a curated record. Lineage: Eukaryota; Metazoa; Chordata; Actinopteri; Osmeriformes; Osmeridae. Bases 6 to 1415 code for a protein of 469 amino acids. The transcript is spliced from 13 exons.
UCAAUAUGUCGGAUAUCUGGGUUUUGGGUCUUCUUGGUUGCCUUCUAGGCAUUGCAUGUGGUGAAAAAGUAUGCUACCCCAAACUGGAUUGUUUUGAGGACAACGUCCCCUGGGGAGGGACAGCAGAGAGACCUAUUGCUCGUCUCCCCUGGAGCCCAGAGAAGAUUGGCACCCGCUUCCUUCUCUACACUUCGUCCAACCUCGACCAAUUCCAGGAGCUAAAACCUGACAAAGCCAGUCUCAAGGGAUCAAACUAUGACAGUGAUGUCAGGACCCAUUUUAUCAUCCACGGUUAUCUGACGAAGGAGAAUGAAAACUGGCCAGUGGAUAUGUGUAAGACCAUCGUGCCAGUGGAGUCCAGCAACUGUAUUGUCGUGGACUGGAAAGAGGGCUCGAGGACCACCUAUCCCCAGGCAGCCAAUAACGCCAGGGUCGUAGGAGCCCAGGUGGCCCAAAUGAUCAAGUUUAUCAAGGACACCACCAGGCAGGGGACUGACACGUUCCACAUCAUCGGACACAGUCUCGGGGCUCACGCUGCUGGGGAGGCUGGAAGCAGAACCAGAAAUCUGGGACGCAUCACAGGUCUGGACCCAACUGAGCCCUACUUCCAGGGCACAGUUGAAAAGGUGCGCCUAGACGCCUCUGAUGCCAAGUUUGUGGAUGUUAUUCACACAGACUCACUCCCCUUCAACCCAACUGUUGGUCUGGGUAUAUCUCAGGCCAUUGGUCAUGUUGACUUCUACCCCAACGGAGGAGAACACAUGCCUGGCUGUAACAAGAACCCCGUCUCUCAAUAUCCUGACAUUGAUGGGAUUUGGGAAGGCGUUCGGAAAUUUUCCGUCUGCAACCACCUCAGAUCCUAUGAGUACUACGGAGAGAGCAUCCUAAACCCCAGCGGCUUUGCAGGAUAUCCCUGCUCUGACAAGGAGGCUUUCGACUCCGGAACGUGUUUCUCUUGUGCCAACAAAGUGUGCCCCACCAUGGGCCACUUCGCAGAUAAGUUUGGCAUCUCUCAAGUUUCAAAGACAAACUUCUACCUGAACACCGGCAAAGCUAAACCUUUUUCACAGUACGUGUACAGAGCAAAGGUGACCAUUGAUGGCACCAGAUCCCAACCUGGCUUCCUACAUGUGGCACUCCACGGAGAUCAGGGCUCCACUCCUCUGCUUCAGGUUCAUGUGGGCCUCCUGACUCCAGGCUCCUCUUACGAGGCCACCCUAACGACAGAGCAAAACGUCGGACAGUUAACCCACAUGACUUUCCGUUGGAACAACCACAUCUACAACCCUCUGCUCCCAAAGUUUGGCGCCACAAAGAUUGAGCUUGUCCGGGGGAGCGACAGCAAGACCUAUGCGUUCUGUGGAGAAGGGCCUGUACAUGAGAGCUUCAAGCAGAAAGUGAACCCCUGCCAAUGAAUUGAGGAACGAUCCCACGUGCAAUUCUGGCCAAUUCAAUAAAGCUGAACUAAGUGA